AUGGGUGGAAUGUUUGGUAACUGUGCUGCUUGUGCAUUGGAUGAUUGUCCUCCUAAGGCAAGAGGGUUCAUUAGUGGUAUGUUUCAACAGGGAUAUGCCUUGGGAUACUUGUUGGUUGUUGUAUUCCAAAGAGCCAUUACUGACACCACAGAGAAAGGUUGGAGGUCACUUUUCUGGUUCUCGGCAGGUCCUGCAGUUCUUUUUAUGAUAUGGAGAUUCUUCACUCCUGAGACUGAUACAUUCCUUCGUCAACAAGACAGAAGGAGAGCUUCCAGAGAAAAAGAACCACUCAAAAUCUAUCAAUUUAGUUCGGAAGGAAAAGAAGCCAUGAGAAAGUAUUGGCUUGUGGUCAUCUAUUCUGUUCUCAUGAUGGCAGGAUUCAAUUUCAUGUCUCAUGGUUCGCAAGAUUUGUACCCUACUAUGUUGACAGUUCAAUACGGUUAUGGAGCAGAUAGAUCUGCCGUAACUAAUUCGGUUGCAAAUUUAGGAGCCAUCUUUGGUGGAAUGGUGUUUGGACAUAUUUCUACGUUUAUUGGUCGUCGCUUGGCCAUUAUCAUUGCUUGUAUACUCGGCGGAGCUAUGAUCUACCCAUGGGCUUUUAUAAAAGGAUCCGGAAUCAAUGCCGGUGUAUUUUUCCUUCAAGCUGGUGUCCAGGGUGCAUGGGGUGUGAUUCCCAUUCAUUUGUCGGAAUUGUCUCCCCCAGAAUACAGAUCCUUCGUGGCUGGUACUGCGUAUCAAUUGGGAAACUUGUGCUCAAGUGCUAGUUCUACUAUCGAGGCUACCAUUGGUCAAAAAUUUCCUUUGAGAGGUGAAGAGGGUGAUGUAUACGACUAUGCCAAGGUUAUGGCCAUUUUCAUUGCCUGUGUGUUUGUCUAUGUCAUACUCAUCACCUUCUUUGGACCUGAAAACAGAGGAGCUGCCAUGGGUGUUGAAAGAGACGAGUACCUUGUUGAAGAUACCGAUGAUGAAAAGUCUAUCGAGGAUUCGCUAGACGACAGGGAUUCGAAAUCCCACAGCAAACACCACGAAGUGGCUGUCUAG
This is a messenger RNA of Meyerozyma guilliermondii ATCC 6260, 1041 nucleotides long. RefSeq lists its product as uncharacterized. Gene Ontology annotation, biological process: plasma membrane lactate transport. The coding region runs from base 1 to 1041 and encodes 346 amino acids. Gene Ontology annotation, molecular function: secondary active monocarboxylate transmembrane transporter activity. The transcript has a single exon. Lineage: Eukaryota; Fungi; Ascomycota; Pichiomycetes; Serinales; Debaryomycetaceae. Gene Ontology annotation, cellular component: plasma membrane. The record is from RefSeq and is a predicted model, not a curated record.